This is a messenger RNA of Trichosporon asahii var. asahii CBS 2479, 2481 nucleotides long. RefSeq lists its product as uncharacterized. The transcript is spliced from 2 exons. The coding region runs from base 1 to 2481 and encodes 826 amino acids. Lineage: Eukaryota; Fungi; Basidiomycota; Tremellomycetes; Trichosporonales; Trichosporonaceae. The record is from RefSeq and is a predicted model, not a curated record.
AUGUCUUCCUCCGCGGACAUGGAUGGCGACAGCCCCUCGUCUGUUGCAGUCAUGCUUGACUACAGAUUCUAUCCUCAUCUCGUCGAUCUGGUGUUCGAUCACAGCGUCGCCUUGGCAUCUGAAGGCGACCGCUCCCUCCUCCUGUCCUGGCGUGCGGUUGGUCGCCACUGGAGCGAGCGUGCCGACUCAGCUCUUUUCAAGCAUUUAGCGAUCUCGUCGUGUGGAUCUGGAUUUCAGAACUUCCGACCCGUUAUCUUUGCCCCCCACCCGACCGACGCGUACAAGGUGCUAUCGCUGCCAAUGAUGCACAGUGCGCUUCUCCCCGCAAGCCCAUGGGACAAGGAGUGGCAGGCCAACCGAGAGCGCCUGCGCAGCCGGCUGCGCUACGCGCGGGUUGUGGACUACCUUUCGCCCACUGAAUUCUCGCAAAGAACUCUGCCUUUCACGGAGGCACUGGACGCCGACUUGCUGAUUGACCUCACCGGCGUGCGGGUCGUACGCCGUCCAUGGCCGUCAUGGUUCGUCGUCAACGCCGACGUCACAGUCGACGUACUGGAGCUCUCGAGCAAACUCGGCGGUAACGCGCCGUACGGCACUGUACCAACGAGUGCAGUGAUCUUUAAAGUUGAAGAGGAAGAAGACGGCGAGGACGAGGAGUACGAGCGGGGAGACGAGGAGACGACCCAGCCCCGCUUGGCAUACUUCAUGGAAUCGUUGUGGUGGACGCACAAACCGUUGGUAUUUGUGGGGCUCGAGGCUGCCGAUCCUCGCGCUUUCGGACUUGAGCCAGGGACCAACGUUGUCGCCGCAGUGCAGGAGAACCUGUCCGCUCUAGCGAAUCUGCAUCCCGCCGAUCGCCUCACUCAAGCCACCUUCAUUAGCAAGGACGAGUACCGCCAACAGGUGGGCGAGGAGACGUACGAGCUAUACACCUCCAUUGAGCGCAAGACGGACACGGCCCGCCCGGAUCCGCCGUUUCAGAGGGAGCCAGAGGAUACUGUGUGCAGACUUGUAACCCAAUCUCUCUGGAAACCCGGCGCGAGCAAGGAGGACCGAGCCGCGGUACUCGCUAUGCGUGCCGUUUCGAAAAGAUGGAGCUGGGAUGUUGACUCCGUCCUCUUCCGCCAUGUCGUAAUGGGCACUCGGGAUGAAAGCAACAUGCCAAGCGAGGAAGAGAGAAUGGAGUACGCGUAUCGCCUUAAUGCCCUUAUGGGCUCCGAUGACGAGAGCGAGCGCUAUGAGUCGGAACCGGAGGUUGAGGAAGGAGCAGAGCCUGGAGGCGAGGAUGGCGACAUGUCCGAUGGGAUUGGACAAAGCGAUGUUAUCGAAGUCGAAGGUACCCAAGUUGUUGCCAACGACGAGGGCACGCAGGAGGACCACAGCGGCAGCGAGGGCGGGAGUGCCUCGGGCGAACCCAUGGAGGUUGAGGGCGGGGAUGAUACGUCACCGCCACCCGGGCGGCCUAACCAGCACGAGGAGGAAUCCGACUGGGAGAUCGAAGAGCUCGCACGCCUGUUCCCCAUGGAGAAGAAAGCGGCCAGACUUUCUCUGGUAUCGCCCGGAGGGCGCCUACCACUUCUGUUUGAGUUCUGGUCGGUGCAACCUACCGCCGCUGGCGUGCGCGCGCAUGCCAAGUCGAUGGUACUGCUUGUUCACACGCGUUUCAUGGACCUGGCCGUGAAGGAGGAGGACGUACAGUGGGAUCUGGUGGAGCGGCUCAUCCACCCCUUCACCGCGCCCCUCGUCAGGGUAGUUCGGCAUACUUCAGACAGCUGCGACGUAACUCCUCGUACCGCAGCCGGGCUGUACGUGCACGUGUGUGAUGGGACACUCGCGGCCCCAAUUCGUGCUCAAAGCGCUCCGAUGUGCCAAAGCAUGGUGCAAAGCGUACCAGAGGUGUGGAUCGGGGCCGGCAGCCUUCCGAGCAUCACGUUAAAUGUUCUCUACGAUUCUUCCUGGCCGGAGGUGCUGCGCCAAACAACAUACAGUGGAGAGCACUGGGGGCACUGCUCGACCAAUUCGAUCAACCUGAUGUUCACCCCUGUGGGGACACCGCGCGCUGCUCUGCUUUCAUCGACGAAGCCCUCGGAGCCAGAGAGCCUGACUGGAGCCGAGAAUCCCCGCGCCAUGGGCUUCUUCGGCGAGUUCUGGUCCACCUUCAUCGGAGAUCGAACCCCGGUCUCCAUCAGCAUCAUAGGUCUACAAGAUGUCCCACUUGCCGCCCUGGGACUGCGGCCGGAUGUUACCUUUGAGCAGAUCAAGGAGAUGGUGUGUUGGAAUCUUAUCGGCGCCAUCACCAUGUGCGACGGCUUCGACCCCGAGCUCCUCCCGGAAGCUAUCGAUGGAAUGAUGGAUCGAACGCUGGGAGCGAUCAAGUUCUACUCGCUGGACGAGUACCGCCGGCAUUUUGGGAAGGAUGGGUGGGAGGAGAUUGAGCUUGAGCGAAGCGCACGGCCUCCAUACUGGCCGACGAAGGCUUAG